AUGUUGAAGCAGAAGUCAUCGAAUCAGGUGGGGCAACUCUUACUCCGCAUCUCACACCUGUGCAACAUUCCAACGUGGAAGCGACCUUGGAGCUACUGGGAUUUUGAUCCUCCUGCUCUCCAGAGGUACUUUCAAACCCGUCUCAAUCAGAUGAGGGGUUUGCGACUGUGCCGACCAAUCCUGCGAUCUGCGCAACGAAGUUCCCAGCGUGCCAUCACAGGCACGGCCCGCAGCAUGUCCCAGCGCGAAGACUCGAUUCCGCACGAAUUGCGCACGGCGGCCGAACCCCGGCAAAACCACCUGUACCCAGUGCGACUGUCACAGGUGGAUCAAGUCAACCCCUCAAUCCGCCUGCUACGGUUGGCCCUGCCGGAUAGUAACUCCUUGGCUUAUACUCACCAGGAUGAUAAGAAACAGCCAUUCAUAUUUCUUCCCGGUCAAUGGCUAGAUGUUCAUAUCCCCUCUAUUGCCGCUGCUGGAGGGUUUACUAUCACUUCCACGCCGGCAGACGCCCAAUUGCUGUCGUCGCUGAAGUCUCCCGAUCCACUACUUGGCGCAGAGACUAGUGCACCUGCGUCCCAGGGAAAACCUUAUGUGGAAUUGGCCGUCCAGAACUCCCCCAGCAACCCACCAGCUGCAUGGCUAUGGAGACCCAAAGAUGAAAUCCUUGGCAAAGAAAUCAACAUCCGCGUGGGCGGCAGUUUUGUCUGGCCUCCUACCGGAGUAGAUAUACAAAAAGUCAAAAACGUGGUUUUCAUUGCCGGCGGUGUUGGUAUCAAUCCGCUUAUUUCCAUCCUCACCCAUCUCCAUCAGACUCAGUCCUCUCAACCAUUGGGUGUGCAUUUUCUGUAUACCAGUCGGCUUCCCCAGGGACAUGAGAGUGCGUCUUUAGAUACGGUUCUUGACCAGGUUCUCUUCCUUCCACGACUGCGCCAGAUCAUUCGAUCUCAGGCGCUUUCACGGCGCCUGCACAUUUCCCUAGAUCUCUUCCUCACUAAUUCAAUCUCGGAUCUUUCCGUCUCUUCUUCUCCCACUGAUCUCAAGAUCCACUCACGAAGGAUCAAUGAGAAUGAUCUUGAUGCAGCAGUCGUGAGAGGGGAUGGUAAACUUGAUCCUCAAGAAACAGUGGCUUAUAUAUGUGGACCACCUCAGAUGACAGACGAAAUAGUAGAAUCACUGAAGAGGGUUCUUGGAGUGAAUGGAGACAAGAGAGUAUUUUUCGAGAAGUGGUGGUAA
This is a messenger RNA of Penicillium cinerascens, 1236 nucleotides long. Its product is annotated as FAD-dependent oxidoreductase. The record is from RefSeq and is a predicted model, not a curated record. The transcript has 3 exons. Gene Ontology annotation, cellular component: mitochondrion. Lineage: Eukaryota; Fungi; Ascomycota; Eurotiomycetes; Eurotiales; Aspergillaceae. Gene Ontology annotation, molecular function: oxidoreductase activity. Bases 1 to 1236 code for a protein of 411 amino acids.